AUGCCUCGUUCUUUUCUGGUCAAGAGCAAGAGAGCAGGAUCUCACGCCACACGCUCCAGUCACUUCUACGCCUACAGCUAUGAUAGUCACCUCGCAGCUUUGCCCAGGCCCGGUAAAAGAUGCUCACCUGAAGCCCUUGACAUCCCUUCCAAAAUAACUUCCAGUUAUUCUAAUCCUCACUGGGCUCCAGAAGCAACAAUCCCUGACCCUGCUUCCCAGACUGAGAAACUGGACCUUUGGGAAACAGAUCAGUUGGAGGGUGAGACUGAGCGCCCCCCGGAGUCAGGAUCAGUGUGGUCUACUCCGACGGUAGAGACCGUGGGUUCCCGCAGAGAGCAGGAACUCGAGCGUUUGGUUCAGGUUCUGCUGAGCUACUGUCUGCAGGACAACAACUCUCCCCUGUGUGAAUGUCCUCUUUGUGAGAAGGUGCUGUCGUCGGCUGUUGGAUUAGUAACACACCUGCGCAGAUCUCACAUCAACAGGGUCACUGUUCCGUUCACCGGGUCAAGCCUUAACACAACGCAUUACAAUCCCCAGCCCCCCACUGCUUUAUACAGCAGGUCAAAAGAGCGUAGUUUUGUAUGUAAGGUGUGCGGGAAGGUGUUUAAACGUUCGUCCACGCUCUCUACUCACCUGCUGAUUCAUUCGGACACUCGACCAUACCCCUGCCAGUACUGUGGCAAAAGGUUCCAUCAGAAAUCUGACAUGAAGAAACACACCUUCAUACACACUGGUGAGAAGCCUCAUGUGUGUGUGGUUUGCGGUAAGGCGUUCAGUCAGAGCUCUAAUCUGAUCACACACUGCAGGAAGCACAGUAACUACCGACCUUUUAGCUGCCUGCACUGCCCGGUCGGCUUCCAGAGGAAAGUGGAUCUGCAGCGCCACCUUGAGACACACUGCACAAAUAACACCACCGUGCCCUACCAGAACGGCCUGAGCUGAUGGUCACGUGGCUUCAGUGUCUCCUGCUCUUUCAUGUAAUUAUACAACCAGACUGUCACGUGAUAGCUGUUUAAUGAAUAAAAUCAUACAGAC
Molecule: messenger RNA, 1035 nt
Organism: Trichomycterus rosablanca
Lineage: Eukaryota; Metazoa; Chordata; Actinopteri; Siluriformes; Trichomycteridae
Product: zinc finger protein Gfi-1b-like
Exons: 5
Coding region: 1-942 (313 amino acids)
Biological process (GO): regulation of transcription by RNA polymerase II
Cellular component (GO): nucleus
Molecular function (GO): DNA-binding transcription factor activity, RNA polymerase II-specific
Source: RefSeq, a predicted model, not a curated record